CGUCAUCACGUCACGUCAGCUGUUUUGUGUUUACAUCAGUUCGUUUUUUUUCUCUGCUAGAGUCAAGUUCAGCGCUGUAGUUUUACUGUAGUUAGUUAAACAUUUCCCAACGCAAUGUGGAAACGCAGUGUUUAUGCGAUCGAUGGGCAAAACCUUGAGUAAAACGGUUGUCGAUUCCGCUCUCGCACGACUGUGCUAGGCCUCUGUCCACUCUGACCUCAGAUACACAGUCUGAUCUUCACUAUGGGUGGUGCUGUGAGUGCUGGAGAGGACAAUGAUGAAUUGAUUGACAACCUGAAGGAGGCACACUAUAUUCGUUCAGAUUUGGUGGAGAGAGCUUUCCGGGCCAUUGACCGUGCAGAUUACUAUUUGGAGGAGUACAGGGACAGUGCCUACAAAGACCUGGCCUGGAGGCAUGGCAACCUCCACCUGUCUGCUCCCUGCAUCUAUUCAGAAGUGAUGGAGGCACUGGAGCUGCAUCGUGGCCUUUCUUUCCUCAACUUAGGCAGUGGAACAGGCUACCUCAGCAGCAUGGUGGGCCUCAUUCUGGGUCCAUUCGGUGUGAAUCACGGUGUUGAACUGCAUGCAGAUGUAGUGGAGUAUGCCUACCAGAAACUCGAAUACUUUAUCAAAACCAGUGACAGCUUUGACAGGUUUGAAUUCUGUGAGCCAUCGUUCGUGGUGGGGAACUGUCUGGAAAUUCCUCCUGAGAGCCGUCAGUAUGACAGAGUGUAUUGUGGGGCUGGAGUGCAGAAAGAAUACGAGAACUACAUGAAGAACCUACUGAAGGUUGGAGGGAUUUUAGUGCUGCCACUGGAGGAGAAGUUGACCAAGAUUACACGGAUGGGUCAGAACUCCUGGGAGACAAAGAAAAUCAUAGCUGUCACUUUUGCCCCUCUGGUGCAGCCCAAACAAAGCAUUAAUGGGAGAUGCAAGACUGUGCCACUGCCAAUCUUUGAGGUGCGAACACUGCAGGAUUUGGCACGUAUCUCCAUCCGCCAUACCCUUCGCCAGCCUAUGGACCUGACAGAGAGCCGUUCCAAAAGGCGAGUAUCAUUUCCUGGCGCCCGAGCCAUUCACCGCUACGGGCCUCGUUUUGAACGCCGCCGUUUCUGUCGCCGCUUCUACCGCCAAUGCAUCAGCUCCACCAUCCUGCACGAGUCUAUGAUGCCGAUGGCCACAGAUGAUUGCAGCUACCCGGGAGGAGUGGAAGAAGAGGAAGAGGAGGAAGCUGAGGAGGAAAGGAACUGCAACCAAACAGGGGAAGACCUGCAGGAAGAGGAUGAGGAGGAGGAGAGUGUGGCUGGUGAAGAAGAGGAGAAGGUCAAGCGAGCUGAGGCACCGGUCAAUGUUCUAAGACAGAGGAUCCUGGGACUGCCCUUGCCUGAACCACUCAAGAUGUAUCUCUUAUAUUAUCGUGAGAAAUGAGUUAAAGAAUGUUAGUGGCAAUGGGCUAAAGCAAAUUUUAAAGGACCAACUAAAAGAGGCCACCUAUAAUUAAAUCAUUACCUGUUUCCCAGUGAGAUGCUAAAUAGCUGCAUUUUGGAUGCAUUAAGAACUCGUAUGGGGUUUCUGCAGUUCCUUCUAACCAUACUUGUUUGAGCAAUUUUUUGCAUCUCAUCUGUGAUUUCCGUCUGAUUUUAGAAACCCCAGCCCCAUCCUGCAGUGAACAAACACCUGUACAUCAUCUUCAAAAUGCUGGUGGACUACUUCAGCAAAAUUAAUGUGCUGCCAUGACAUGACUGGCAGUAGCAGCAUUUUUGGAUGUUUGCUGAGAUUGGUGUGUUGGAUUAAAAUCAUUGUACUUUUUUCUCUAGGUUUAUGAAAGCUGUUGUAUAUUGUUGAACUACUUUCUUUGUUACAGUCUCACUUAUAUCAUAAGGUACUAAAUUCCAUUUGCAUGUUUAAUGCUACAGCACACCUGCAUUUUGUUGUGAUGUGCUUCAACCCUGUAUGCUGUGCAAGUCAGUCUAUGUUUUGGGGGGUUAGGGGGGCAUCUUUGCCCCAGUCAUUGCAAUGUCACUUUAAAACAAUUGGUCAGAUGUGAACAUUAUGUGCAAAUUAAAUUUUAUGCCCCUAGACUCCAGCACACAGCAUGCAUCACACUGCAACAUGCACACAAUUAUACAUGUAUAAAGAAAUGUAUUUAAGUAUUGAUAACCCCUGGUCUAGAAAACACAUCAACAUGAUACAGAAUUUUGUUCGGUCGAAAGCUAGUUUUCUAAUACACCUUCAUUAUAUUUUAAAUGUAAAAUGAAGUCCUCAGAAACUAUGUCCCUACUCAGGAAUAGUCCAUGGUUUAGCUUUCUCUGAGGUAGUUGAAUUGACCAAAAAUAAUAUUAAAAAGUACAGAAUUUUUAUUUUGACCAAAAACAGAUAAUAUUGUUAGAUUUUAUACUAUGCUUACCGAAUAAUAGGCUUAGCCCUGUGAAGUAAACCUUCUUUGGGUUACUAUGCUUGCUUCUAUUACACUGCAUUCAUUUCCACAAUUUUAUGUGCUUUUCUUUAUUUUUUUCUUUGAUUAAGGACACUGACAUAGAUGCUUACUAUAAAUUUCCCUACAUGCCUGAAAACAUUAUCUAAAUAAUAACUUGAAAUGAUUGUGAGAAUUUAGGUAAUGUAUAGUCUUUCAAUAAAUUUCAGUUUGCACAGGAAA
Molecule: messenger RNA, 2656 nt
Organism: Tachysurus vachellii
Lineage: Eukaryota; Metazoa; Chordata; Actinopteri; Siluriformes; Bagridae
Product: protein-L-isoaspartate O-methyltransferase domain-containing protein 2
Exons: 6
Coding region: 244-1428 (394 amino acids)
Biological process (GO): protein modification process
Cellular component (GO): cytoplasm
Molecular function (GO): protein-L-isoaspartate (D-aspartate) O-methyltransferase activity
Source: RefSeq, a predicted model, not a curated record